Molecule: messenger RNA, 1712 nt
Organism: Cryptotermes secundus
Lineage: Eukaryota; Metazoa; Arthropoda; Insecta; Blattodea; Kalotermitidae
Product: 2-oxo-4-hydroxy-4-carboxy-5-ureidoimidazoline decarboxylase-like
Exons: 4
Coding region: 968-1486 (172 amino acids)
Biological process (GO): allantoin metabolic process
Molecular function (GO): carboxy-lyase activity
Source: RefSeq, a predicted model, not a curated record
CAAGGAGGUAAGUGAUUAAAUGCCUUUAUACCUAUAUAAUAAACGCCAUUUUUAUAGACAGACAACCUUGGUUGUGAAGGGUAAAAAUUAUUUGUACCUCUGGUGUUGAUAUUAUAUAGCUCUGAAUUUGUUUUAAAUAAGGAGAUAUUAUCAAUUAUAAAAAUUAGUAAUGAAAAUAUAUUCUGAGAAUAAAACGGUAAUAUAUCUAGUUUCUUAAACAACUCCCUAUAGGAAUCCCUAUUUCUGGAAUUUGUAAUAAUUCUUAUGGCCUUUUUUGUAGUUUAAAUAUAUUGACGCUAUAAGGGCAAUUAGAUUAUACCAUAUGACAUAACUGCAUGAAAAUAAAUAUUCUAUCCUCAUCACUAAAUAAAUAGAGAAGAUAUAUCUGAAUACAGAUUUCAUACUUCAUUCUUAAGUUCCAUUUUCACUGUAGAAAAUGCACCAUAUUUAUUUCUGUUAACAUAUCCAAGGAAUUGUGUACAAACUUUCUCCAAAAUAUUUUUAAAGACAUUAAAUUCAUAACAAUGCAUAAUAUUUUUAUCUACUCUUAUCUCUAGAAUGAACUACUGCAUCAGACUUUUGAUUUAUAUAAAAUUAUCCAAUAAUGCAUAACAUAAAAGUAUGCUAUUAAUCGGAUUUGAAUACAGGAAAGCAAUGUUUUAUUUCUAAAUCUUAAGGUAAAUAAAAUGGCUUUCACAGAAUGUGUUAAAAUGUGGAAUAUAUUUUAGAAAUUCAGUUAGAAGCUAACCUACCAAGAACUAAGAUCCCUGCAUGACACGUUUUCAAGGAGUGCUGUUGUGACAAAUUUAUCAGUGACAUUAUCAUCACAUUUGACCUUUGCUUUAUCUAGCACAUACUUAAGUUAGAUAGUAUGAUGGGGUAUGCAUACUCUCUCAACAUUGCAGUCACAUAUUCUCAAGAGAGUGGGAGCAUUAAUUCAAGUGAAUUCGUUUAAAAUCUUGACAAGAUGGAUGGUGUACUUAGAGUGGAAGAGGUAAAUGCACUGGGAAGUGAACAGUUUGUCUGGAUAUUCAACAACAUUGUGGAAAGUUACCCUCAAGCUGCCAUUGCCAUUUGUAAUCAACGCCCAUUUAUCAGUGCAGACCAUCUUGCAGACGCUGUUAGCAAUUACCUCAAUCUACUGCCACCUCAUGGUAAAGAAGAAGUGUUAAGACUUCAUCCAGACUUGGCUGGGCGCUUAAAUGACGAAGGCAGGCUAACCAAAGAUUCCACCAGGGAACAGCAGAGUGCAGGAUUACACAACCUGACACCAGAGGAAAAAGUCCAAAUGAAUCAGCUCAAUGGCAGCUACCGAGAGAAGUUUGGCUUCCCAUUUGUAAUAUGCGCUCGAGAGAAUAAGGCAGCAGCUAUCUUGCAAGGUCUUCAAACCAGAAUGCACAAUUCCUAUCAAGAUGAACUUGAAAAUGGCAUAAAUGAAGUGAAAAAGAUUUGUCGUUUACGUGUGAAAGAGUUAAUACUGAGUUGAAAGUGAUUCCGAAGAGCUGAAACUUACUUGGAAAGUCACAAUUAACACUCAGUUUUGAUUUUGAUGUAAUAGAAAAUAUGUUAAUGGUGAUACUUGAACAUCCAAUGGCCAUCAACGAUUCUAUAAAUUCAAGCUAUCUUUCUUUUACACACAGUGACUCAAAAAAUAAUAAUGUCAAAACAAACACACAGCUAACCAAUUAAAAGGAAAAAAUGUUCCAGGAUAA